UUUCGCUGGAACCAACAAUGUCAGGCCGACACAGCGGCGGUGGCUUCAACCAUUUUGGUCGAGUGUCAUGGCGGCGCAUCCACCGAACAGGUCGAAGAAGCGCAAGAAGACCCAAGUGGGUCUUGGCGCGGCUGAAAUCGCGUUCAUUGAGGACGAGAUCGCGGCUGUGGCCAUGGAAUAUGGCCUUGAAAUGGACGACGACGUGGCCAAGAGCAUCCAAGCACGACAAAAGGCAUCAAAGCACAAAAAACGAACGAUGUCGACCGUGCCAGCAACACCCUCAGUGUCAACAUCAUCAUUGGACGCUAAAGCUCUCCAAACACUGCUCCCCAAGCAAUGUACCAUUGGGCCAUGUAAAUCCCCUGGCUGCAAUUGCCAUCACUAUAUCGCCGACAAGAAGAGCGAUGGCGACGACUGUUUCAAGUGCAACCAUGGCAAGUUCUUGCACUCGAUUGUGUUUGCAAUCGAGUCGGAUGACGAGUCCAAGGCUAUCCAUGGCCAGGUGCUUUUGGGCAUGAUGUACUCGCUCGUGGUGCUCGGGCGCCUCGCGUCCACGGUCGUGGGUUCGAACGCGUGGACUCAGGCAUCACUCGAGUUGCUGCAGACGUCGGUUCAACAGCACCUCAAGCGUCAGUUGCUUCGUGCACAGCAACAGAAGCAGGACACGCCAGAUACCGAUCGCCCAAUCAUGACCAAGCUCAGCGCAGACCUGCAGUUGCACAUCCUAUCUGCCACGCAGGCCGUUGCUUCGUCCGGGCGAACGCAAAUGCGAAUCAAACUGGCGUGCUACUUUGACCAGAUGUACUUCACGCUGCAUCAAGCUGCCAUCAGCGUAUUUGGCCGCAACAGCGCGGCAGUCCCGCCGUUUCACGAGUAUUUGUGUCAAAUCGACAAGUACCGCCCGACAGCCCGCUCGGAUUACGAGAUGUUUGUCGCCACUCUCUUGGACGGCGGUGACGAUGUGCCGGCAGAUUUCCACUCUGCGUAUGAAGCUAAACCUAAGCACGGAAUCUCCUUGCUCGACAUCUUGCUCCUUCGACAGCGCGAAGGAGUGCAGCUGUUCUACGAGCCAAGUAUGGGCAUGAAUGGCGAAAUGGACAAAGUGCUGUCGGACUUGGGUCGCAAAGUCAAAGAAUCUGCAAAAAAACUCACAAAGAAGCAGCGCAUGAACCUCAACAAGACGCCCGACCGACCGUCGGCCGCAUCCGACACAACAGCGCUACCAGCGUACGCAGAGCUGCAACAGUGGCGGGAAAACUGCCGGAAGUGGUGCGACAGGUUGUAUAGCCGCGCUAUUCCGCACCCAGCCGCGUUCAAAGCUAUCAAGGAAGCGGGCCCUAUUGUCGAAAUGGGCGCAGGCCUUGGUUACUGGCACUCACUUAUGGCCCAGCACAAGAUCGACGCGUUGGCGUUCGACCCUGUGGCGACUGCCAAGUGGUCGGGCACCACCGGUGGCGACGGAGGGGACGACGAUGACAACAACGACGAAGAUAACUUGACGGAGACAGGGGUCCCUCGAUGGAGCACGAUCUAUCAAGGAAACGCAGAUAUUCUCGACUCGAAUCCAGCGCUGAAGCAACGCGCAUUGUUCUUGUGUGCUCCGUCCAAGACGUCGUUCGCCCGCGAUUGCCUGCGCCACUACAAGGGCAAACUCCUCAUCCACGUCGGUGAAUGGCAUGGAGAUACGGGCGACAGGCAAUUCGAGUGCGACGUGAUGAAGGCGUUUGCGUUGAAGACGCGCGUGGCCCUGCCCAACUGGGGCGACACGGCGUUUGAACUGACUGUAUGGGAGCGUAAGGUCAAGGCGAACCAACCGUCGCUGGCCGUCGUGGCGUGUGCUGUGUGCGAGAGCCGCCACCGCAGCCUCCUGCGCCGCUGCGUGCUGUGCAAGACGAUGGUGUACUGUAGUGCCGACUGCAUGCGACAGCACUCAGCCGUCCACACAGCUGAACAUGCCCGACGCCUUGUGUUUUUGAGCAACGACGACCUCCUCGAUUUUGACAACACGCACCAUUUUCACCCCUUUGAGUGGGACACGAACUCGAACCCCGACUUCAAACCGGCCGCAUCGUGGACCAAGUCGGCGGCAGAGUCGUCGGCGCCGUUUUCGUUUAAGUUUUAACCACCAAUUUCUUGCCUCCA
Messenger RNA from Aphanomyces invadans, 2142 nucleotides. RefSeq lists its product as hypothetical. The transcript is spliced from 4 exons. Bases 68 to 2122 code for a protein of 684 amino acids. Lineage: Eukaryota; Oomycota; Saprolegniomycetes; Saprolegniales; Verrucalvaceae. The record is from RefSeq and is a predicted model, not a curated record.